Petromyzon marinus (sea lamprey) is the source of this 3257-nucleotide messenger RNA. RefSeq names its product mitogen-activated protein kinase kinase kinase 7 (gene MAP3K7). Lineage: Eukaryota; Metazoa; Chordata; Hyperoartia; Petromyzontiformes; Petromyzontidae. The record is from RefSeq and is a predicted model, not a curated record. Gene Ontology annotation, molecular function: ATP binding; MAP kinase kinase kinase activity; magnesium ion binding. Gene Ontology annotation, biological process: JNK cascade; protein phosphorylation; positive regulation of canonical NF-kappaB signal transduction.
CACCACCAGCACCAUCACCACCGUGUGCAUGGGGAGCGGCGCGGAACAGCGGCGGCGGUGUUCGGUGGUGGUGACGGCAGUCGUGGUUGGUGGUGGAGACGGCAGUGGUGGUUGGUGGUGGUGGUGGUGACGGCAGUGGUGGUUGGUGGUGGUGACGGCGGCAGUGGCGGUGGUUGCGGCGGCUCGGGACGACAACGAUCACAGCAAUCAACCCGUCGCCACCCGAGGAGCGCCGUGGAUCUGCUGCCCUCGAUCUCGCUGGCGCUGGCUGAGGGAUGGCGACGGGGCCGAUGAGUGGCGACAUGGAGGCAACGCCGCCUGGGUUCGUGGAGGAGAUCGACUCCGAUGAGAUCAUCGUGGAGGAGGUGGUGGGAAGGGGAGCGUUUGGAGUGGUGUGCAAAGCCAAGUGGCGGGGCAUGGACGUGGCCAUCAAGCAGAUAGAAAGCGAGUCAGAAAGGAAGGCCUUCAUUGUGGAGCUACGGCAGCUGUCGAGGGUCAACCAUCCCAACAUAGUGAGGCUGUACGGAGCCUGCCUGAACCCUGUCUGUCUGGUGAUGGAGUAUGCUGAAGGAGGCUCCCUCUAUAACGUGCUGCACGGAGCGGAGCCGCUGCCUUACUACACGGCGGCGCACGCCAUGCGCUGGUGCCUGCAGUGCGCGCAGGGUGUGGCCUACCUGCACUGCAUGAAGCCCAAGGCUCUCAUCCACCGUGACCUCAAACCGCCCAACUUGCUGCUCAUAUCUGGAGGGACGAUCUUAAAAAUCUGCGACUUUGGCACGGCCUGCGACAUCCAGACCCACAUGACAAACAACAAGGGCAGUGCUGCCUGGAUGGCCCCAGAGGUGUUUGAAGGCAGCAACUACAGCGAGAAGUGCGACGUGUUCAGCUGGGGCAUCAUCCUGUGGGAAGUCAUCACUCGCCGCAAGCCGUUUGACGAGAUUGGAGGCCCCGCGUUCCGCAUCAUGUGGGCCGUGCACAACGGAACCCGGCCCCCGCUCAUUAAAAACCUGCCCAAGCCGAUCGAGGGCCUCAUGACGCGAUGCUGGGACAAGGAGCCGGCACUCCGGCCCUCCAUGGAGGAGAUCGUGCGCAUUAUGAUACACCUCAUGAAGUAUUUCCCUGGAGCGGAGGAGCCCCUGCAGUACCCGAGCUACAGCUCCGACCUCAGCCAGAGCAACUCGGCCACGAGCACAGAGGUGAUGUCGACGAACACCAGCAACAAGAGCGACGUCCAGGACCACGAGAGCCUCCCGUUCACUCUGAGCGACACCGUGCGGCGCCUUGAGUCGAAGCUCAAGCAGAUCAAGGGCGAGGGCGGAGCGAAGCCGGGGCUGUCUCUGUCGCGUGGCUCCAGCGUCGAGUCCCUGGCGCACUCCCGCGCGGGAACGCCGGCCUUCGAGGGCCACCGCCUGAGCGCCGACUUUAGCACCCUCACCGAGCUCGAGGGCAAGAUCCUGACGGGCGCCACAUCAGCAUCGAGGCACAAACGGGGCCACCGAAAGACUGCCUCAUUUGGUACCAUCCUGGAGGCCUCUAGCAUGGCACUCCCAGCAUCGACAGAUCAGUGGCGGCGCUCGGUGCAAGACCUCCCUACGCUGGGGCCCGAUUCCAACCAGGGGAGUCGCAGCAGCAGCCGAUCGUCAAGUCCGGGCGUGCGCAUGAUCACAGGCGGCGUGGGGGCACGCAGCAUCCCCAACACGCCCGACGACUAUACAGACACCAUGGGCUCCGAUAACUCCAUCCCCAUGGCCUACCUCACCCUGGACCAUCAGCUGCAGCCUCUGGCUCCAUGUCCAACCUCCAAGGAGUCGAUGGCAGUCUUCCAGCAGCACUGCAAGAUGGCCCAGGAGUACCUCAAGGUGCAGACGGAGAUCGCCCUGUUGAUGCAGCGCAAGCAGGAGCUGGUGGCUGAGCUGGAACAGGACGAGAAGGAGCAGCAGAACGCGUCACGGCUCGUGCAGGAGUACAAGAAGCUGAUGGAGGAGACCAAGAGCCUCUCCAGCUACCAUCACAAGUGCAAGGCGCAGCUGGAGCGCAUCCGCGUGCAGCAGCAGCAGAAGAGGCAGGGCUCCUCCUGAAAGCGGGCACAGCCCCAGUGCUUUUCGACAGCUGCGUGCCACGUUUCCCCGCUGAAGCUCAUUCAUUUGACGUGGAAACCCCACCUGUCCCCCCCGCCCAUGCGUAUUCGGCUCUCUCGUCAAAUGACUGGGUGCCGCUCAUGUGGAUGUUGACCUGGUGUUGAGCAAAAAGAGCUGAGAGGGGGGUGGGGGAUGGGGACGCUCUCUGGCUCACAAGGGGUGACUUUUUCAAGUCGCCAAUCAACACACACGAUGGAACACGCCCAAGGGAUACAAAAAAACGUUAAAUUCCCAAUGGACUUUUACUGUGUUCAGGAUAGGAUGAUUAUUUUAAUGAGAUACGCGUUGAUGCAAACUUAUAGCCGAACAAGCACGUGCAUUUAAGUGUACAGUUUGUAAGAAAAUUGUAACUUGUUUGUACGUAUGUUGAACUUCUUUCGCAUUCCGUACAUAGCCAACUGCAAAAUCAUAGGCGCAAGGGAAGGACGACAAAUUGGAGAUGCAGUCACGUAGCAAAUCUCAGUGUUGGAAUGCAGUGCUUACACCUAAUAACUCGAAUAGUAGUUCACGUGCUUUAGAAAACAAUGCAAAGCGUGCACUCUGGUGGCAAGUCGUGGGUCCUUUUCAAAUUACACACAUGUGUCGAGAUUAAAUAGGUUCGACUGCAUGUUGGGAAAACCCAUAAAGCCACGUAUAAACACAGUGGCCGUCCUAGAUAAUUAAGGCUGAACGCGCCAGGUGGCAUUAAAGGAAAAAAAAUAACGAGUUAUCUUGGUUCCAUUCUUCUUAAGGCGAAUUGGUACACUAUGGCCAUGCUUUUACAGUAUUUCAGCUUAGGGAAGUAGUUGAUAUUUGUUCAUGGGCAAUAGUUGAAUGUCGCAACUGUACGGCUUGGCACAAAAGCUUCCGCUGCCUCGGGCAAUCAUUGACAAUGUACAUACAGUAAUGCGAGGCUAUAAGAUGGUACUAUAAAGUGGGUUGUCCAGUCACCUAACCUGAUGUAUUCACUGGAGAUGCAUUCGAGUGUUCGUGACCGAAACAAUUAGUGAUGGAUUUGUCCGGUUUAAACGGCCAGUACGUUUGUAGAAUUUUAGCGGAUGUGUGCAAUUUUAGGGAAGCCUCCACAUUUGGUCAAAGUCACGUGGCUGUCACACGAUUAAUAAACAAUAAGAUGGUUCA